This is a messenger RNA of Carassius gibelio (silver crucian carp), 3968 nucleotides long. Its product is annotated as feline leukemia virus subgroup C receptor-related protein 1. Gene Ontology annotation, biological process: transmembrane transport; erythrocyte differentiation; heme export. Gene Ontology annotation, molecular function: heme binding; heme transmembrane transporter activity. The transcript is spliced from 10 exons. The record is from RefSeq and is a predicted model, not a curated record. NCBI's taxonomy places the organism in Eukaryota, Metazoa, Chordata, Actinopteri, Cypriniformes, Cyprinidae. Gene Ontology annotation, cellular component: mitochondrion; membrane. The coding region runs from base 274 to 1854 and encodes 526 amino acids.
GUAGAGCGGAAUAAGCAAAUCCGAAGAGGAUGUGCACAUCACGCCAUCAUCACUCACAUGCUGCUGAAGCCGGUAGUGAUCGGGAAAGUGGCCUUAAUUCAAACAGAUAAAUUGCAGUUACAGUGUCUUAUUUGCGUUAUUAGCCACUGGAUCAUCAACAUCAUCUCUUUGUAUCAUACGCUUACCGCAACCGGAAGAGAAUUAGCCUACGCAUCUAGUCCAAUUUGAACUAUAAUCGUAUAUGUGUAAGUGCAGGGUGUUAAUUUAGUCGAAAUGGUGGCAGGUGAGUUACUUCAAGAGCAGCAUGUUCUGCCUGACAGCACACCUGAAGGAAAUACAAACGAGGACAGCGCCUACAAGGAGCUUACCAAUGGAUCGGUCCAUAUAACGCUGGAUCCACAGGUGCUGGAAAUGGAGCUUCCACCUCCGGACGAAAAAGAUGCGAUGUUGCCCGGUGAACAGAAGAACGAAACGCUGGAGACGAAGCUCUACUGGACGCGGUUUGCCGUUAUCGCGGUGUUCAGCCUUUAUUCGCUCGUCAACGCCUUUCAGUGGAUCCAGUACAGCAUCAUCACCAACAUCUUCAUGGACUAUUAUGACGUAUCAAGCAGCGAUAUUGACUGGCUCUCUAUUGUCUAUAUGGUCGCGUAUGUACCUUUAAUCUUCCCCGCGACGUGGCUGUUGGAUAAGAGGGGUCUGAGGAUGACUGCGUUGUUGGGGGCCGGUCUGAAUGCCCUGGGAGCGUGGGUAAAGUGCGCCAGUGUGGGGCCCGGCCUGUUCUGGGUCACCAUGACCGCGCAGGUCAUAUGCUCUGUGGCUCAGGUGUUCAUCCUCGGCCUCCCCUCCAGAAUCGCCUCGGUUUGGUUCGGCCCGAGAGAAGUUUCCACGGCCUGUGCCACAGCGGUGUUGGGAAACCAGCUUGGUGUAGCCAUAGGUUUCCUGCUACCACCUGUACUGGUUCCCAACACAGCUGGUGACAAAGACCUCAUGGGCCACAACAUCAGCAUAAUGUUCUAUGGAACAGCUGGAGUUUCAACUCUGUUAUUCCUUCUAACAAUAUUUGUCAUCAAGGACAGACCUCCACUCCCACCCAGCAAAGCACAAGCUGUUCUCUCCACCGGUCCAGCAGAAGACUAUUCAUACAAGAAAUCAAUCAUCAACCUCUUCAAGAACAAGCCCUUUGUUCUGCUCCUCAUCAGCUAUGGAAUCAUGACCGGAUCAUUUUACUCUGUAUCUACACUUCUCAAUCAAAUGAUGAUUACUUAUUAUCCGGGUGAGGAGCUAAACACAGGGAGAAUCGGCUUGACUUUGGUGGUGGCUGGAAUGUUUGGCUCCAUACUGUGUGGAAUCUGGUUGGAUCGUACUAAAACCUAUAAAUUGACUACACUUAUCGUCUACAUCCUAUCCUUCGUUGGAAUGGUGGUGUUCACAUUCACGCUGAACUUGAACAAUCUGCUUGUUAUCUUUUUUACUGCUGGUGCCCUAGGUUUUUUUAUGACUGGUUACCUUCCCAUUGGCUUCGAAUUUGGUGUUGAAAUCACAUACCCUGAGUCGGAAGGCACGUCAUCUGGUCUUCUGAAUGCAUUUGCACAGGUGUUCGGCAUCAUUUUUACUCUCAUCCAAGGGCACCUUACCGCAGAAUAUAGCCCACUCAGUGGAAACAUUUUCUUGUGUGCUUGGAUCCUCAUUGGCAUCGUUCUAACAGCUCUGAUUAAAUCAGACCUCAAAAGAAAUGACGUCAAUGUGAGCAAUAUAAACAAAGGACUAGCAGUUCCCACUGAGCUGCCUUCUGAAAAAGUGUCCAGUGACGUCAAGUUAGAGUCUUCUAGCUUACAUCGUGAGACUUCAAUUUAAAGGGGUCAUAUGAUGCUGCUAAAAAGAACAUUAUUUUGUGUAUUUGGUGUAAUGCAAUGUGUUUAUGCGGUUUAAGGUUAAAAAAAAAAACAUUUGUUUCUAUAUUAUGUACUGUACAUUGUUGUUUCUCCUCUAUGCCCUGCCUUCUAAAACGCUUUGAUUUUACAAAGCUCAUUAUUCUAAAAAAAUCAAUGUGUGCUCUGAUUGGCCAGCUAUCCAGUGCAUUGUGAUUGGCCGAAUGCCCCAAGCGUCUGACGGAAAUGUUACGCCCCUUAACAUACUGACAUACUGACUUACCAGACUCAGUCCAGCUGCUAUGAUCGUACACAUCCUAUCAUCGGUUCUCUUUCAGCAGUUCAAUCAAUGUACUGUCAGGAGUAACUGAAUAACUCGGAUAUUGGUAUAUUUCACGCCAGAGGGAGUGUAAGGCACGUUUAUAAGACGAAUAUCUCAUUAACUCGCGUUUGAAUCAUCAUUCGUAUUAAUUUAAAUAUAAAAUAUGUGCUUACAGGCUGUGAAUCGCCAGACUGUCCUUGCAAAUUUUGACCUGCCCAACUUUAUAGAAAUAGCCUUUUUGCCACAGAUGCAUUGUAGGCUACUGGUUCAGGACACAGUCAUUGUCCUCCAUAAAAUGCGCAGCACACAUCUGAUUUGAGCUGGAUUGUUCUGUAACAGUGUUGAAAUUCCACUCAACUGAUUUCUAGUCUUGUCUUCUAUUCGAAGGCCAAACAAAGUAGUUUCGCUAGCACAAGGAAUCACACAGCGACAUUUGGCCAGCGCUAUGCAUAUCUUCCCACAUAGAGAUGUGGGGGCGUGUUAGAACAAGCCGUUUUAGGGGUGUGUGGACGAGCCUUUUAAAAAUAAUAACUCUUUGGAUUUGACACUUUAGUCACAAGAGCUUUUUGACACAAGAGCUUGUGACACUCCAAAGAGAAAGGAAAAAUUUUAAUCGCAUCAUAUGACCCCUUUAAGACUUAAACAUCUCCAAAAGCACAGCAGACGUCACAACAUGAUCACAGACUCUCCUGAGAUGACUUGAAAACUCCUUAUUUUGCUUUAAUGAUGUUAUAAAAACAAAUUCAGUGACAACUGAUAAUGAUGUGUUCACAAAUAUGCUGUGAAUUAAUUUCUCCGAAUGAAGGCUGAAACGUGUGCAUUCGUGUCUGUCUGUAAAUUAUACAUGCAUUGUACUUUUGUAUUUAUUUCAAGAAUUGUGGACCAAAUGUUAGGGCUUGUAGAGGCUUGUAAUGCCCAUAUGCACAAUCCUGUUAGUGUGGUUGGAACAGCAUGUUUGUUUGCUUUUUCUCAAAGGACCAUUAUGUUUCAAAGGACCUUUCCGACUGUGUGCUAUUGUGAAACAUUGUUGUUCAUUUCUCACAUUGGCUGUUGCAUUGCAGAUCUUCAACAUGCAAUAAUUCCACAAAAGCUAUAAAUUCCCAUUUUAUUAAUUCACGUUGAUUAGGAUUAUCCAUGCAUUAAAUGAAGAGUGUUCUGUAAACUAAAAUGGUCUAUUACGAAAAAUGUAGUGCAUGGGUAAAACAUAAGUGAGUGCUUCAGAAAAAUCACUUACCCUGAAGAGAAUGACGUCAGUUCAAGAGCUAAUGCAGUCAUUGGGAGUUAAAAACAAAUGUGUAGUGCUUUUUUUUGACCUGAAAAACAUAAAAGAACAUUACAUUUGUUUAGUCUUUUUCCAGAGAGCACAAAUCAAUCUGUCAGCAUGUGUACCACUUUAAGAAUGUUUCGUUCAAAAAGGAAUGUGAUCCAUUUACGAGUGUAUCGCUGACUGGUCUAGUGAGGUUUAAUGAAAAUAUCACACCUCAGACGUGUGGUAGAAAGAAGCACUAUUAUUUUAUAAGCCUAGGUUUUCCUUUUAUGAAUUAUUUUUUUGUGCUUUAGAAGCAUAUUUAUUGAAAAGAUUGCUUUAUCAGGAUAUUUUUUGUAUUAAGUUUUGGUUUCAAUUUGUACUGUUUCUACUUAGUAUAAUUGUUGGUUAAAGAAGACAGCUGUGCAAACAUGAUUGUCAUGAUGCUGGGAAAUUCACUGUAAAGUAAGAAGUAAUGUGUCAUGUUUUUAUCACUGCUGUCGUAAAAUAAUAAAAAAGAAUCUUGCUCAAA